Seriola dumerili (greater amberjack) is the source of this 1134-nucleotide messenger RNA. RefSeq names its product synaptophysin-like protein 2 (gene sypl2b). Gene Ontology annotation, cellular component: synaptic vesicle membrane; synaptic vesicle. NCBI's taxonomy places the organism in Eukaryota, Metazoa, Chordata, Actinopteri, Carangiformes, Carangidae. The transcript has 6 exons. The coding region runs from base 153 to 893 and encodes 246 amino acids. The record is from RefSeq and is a predicted model, not a curated record.
GAUCACGUGGUUUCUACUACGAUUAGCUGAAGUUGGAGAAAAGUUUGACAAACCCGAGGAGCUUCGACAGAGCUGCAAAAGAACCCGGACACAAGCAGACACAAACGAGCGAACGGGUAUCUAAACUAACGGUGGUUUUCUCCUGUGGAACGAUGGACUCUGUCGCCCAGAAAGUGCUGACUUCAGGAUUCAGUUUUGACUGGGGACCUCUGAAGGAGCCUUUGGCAUUUAUCCGCCUGCUGGAAUGGCUGUUCUCCAUAUUUGCAUUCGCCACAACUGGAGGUUACACCGGCGCAACCAGCAUCAACAUCAUAUGCGGAGGCGGAGGCAAUAAUGAAAUACAGGCAGUGUUUAACUACCCAUUCAGGUUGAUGCAGCAUCCUUAUAAUGUUCCUGACUGUAAAAUCAACCAGACUACCACCACUACUUACUACCUGACAGGAGACCAUGCAUCCUCGGCAGAGUUUUUCGUCUGCAUUGGAGUGUUGGCCUUCCUUUACAGUACUGCCACACUAGUCCUCUACUUGGGCUACCAGCACCUGUAUAGAGAAUCCAGUCGUGGCCCCAUUGUGGACCUGUUGGUUACAGCGGCCAUGACCUUCCUGUGGUUGGCCUCAUCCUCUGCUUGGGCUAAAGGCUUGUCUGAUGUGAAGUGGGCCACCAGUCCUUCAACCAUUCUGUCUUUAAUUGCUGUUUGCAAGGAUGACAAAAACAAGUGCACCCCGGGUGCUAUGCCUCACAUGGGCCGACUACACGCCUCAGUGAUUUUUGGUUUUCUUAACCUGAUCCUGUGGGGUGGCAACUGCUGGUUCAUUUUCAAGGAAACACCUUUCCACAAAGAAACAACCAUCCAACAGCCUCCAGAUGUGGAGGGGGGUGUUAGGCCAUCGUAACUGCACAGCUUCUUCAUCUCAAAACUGUCUAACAUGUAGUUUUAUUGAAGGAGUCGUUUUUGUACUAAUUGUUAAAAGUAAAUAUUGUGGAAUAUAAGGUAGACAUUUCUAAAAACCAACUGCUCCUUUUUUGUGAAGUUAUUAAUUUUAUAUUCAGAGUUGUAUUAAAGAAGCUAUUUGUAAGUUUAGCUAUUGCUACAUAGCAAACAUUAGCAUUAACAGCUGUUUACUCACCAGUCUU